GACCUAGAUUCUUCAAGUCAACAGUCGCUGAUUCUUUUUCUUGACUGCUAGUCGUGAAGUCUGUGUUAGUGCUGGAUCUAACAAGUACAAUAUUCGUGGGUUCUUUAUUGUUCAUUGCGCGCGUGCCAAGUAAGCCAGUGGUAAUUUCGACAAAAAUGUGUUCAGUUCUGGACUACUAAUAAUCAUAUUCGUUGAGGCUACCGGAAUGAUACGCUCGAGAUGGACAGAAAAUGUACCCAUACCAGGAACAAAUAUAUCAUGAUAAGUCUCAUACUUAUAUUAGGUGUUUCCGUAGUUCAAUCCUGUGCUACCGAUCAGGAAGUACGGGAUGAAAGUGUGUUAGAUCGAGAACUUAAGAACUAUGUAGAUCGGAUUUUUGCCGUAGAAAACUUUAUUAUCGUACCAGGAGUUAAAAUUGAAGAAAUCAACGAUAGAAACCAAAGUAUAGUCAACGUAACAAAUAUCUGUGAGAAUGGCAGGAGUGUGGAAAGUGUGGAGGACUAUGUUGGAAAGAAAAUCGAUCAGUUUGCUGGUAGUCACGUGCUAUCUGUUAAUUUUGAGGAGACUGCAAGAUUCCUGACAUCCACACCAACAACGGAAGUACCCGCUGGCGGAGACUCUGGAAAAAGUUCCUUCCUCACAGGAUUCGGUAUGGGAUUUCUUGCAUUUGGACUGAAAAAACUGUUACUUCCAUUUUUUAUUGGAGCCCAACUCCUGAAGAGCGUACUUAUUGCCAUGUUUCUUCCAUCAAUUUUGGGAGGGCUUGGAAAAUUUGUUGGAAAAGGGCUUUCUACUUUCAGUGGCAUAUCUGGAGCCUCUGCGGGGAAUAAUCAUAUGAAUCAAAUGGAGGAAUUCGAGUUCAAGGAUGUCGAGCCCUACAGCAACGACCCGAAUCUGGGAGAUGACUUUGGUCAAGGAGAAGCGUCGAACCAAUUGUCUAAUGUUGAUGUCAACUCGAUGGCAACAGCCAACAGCAGGUAAGAGCAAAACUAGGACACGAUGGACUUGGUAUACUGUUCAUAAUUGAAAGUGAACUUGUAAUCCCAAAGUAUACAUUUUAUCAAUAAAGUUUUUUACCCCCCCUCCCUGGCAUCAAACUGGAGUUUAUUUUGCCACAGACAUUUCGAAAUAAAUCGAGUUACUACAUUUUAUAUCAAUAUUUUAGAGUCAAUUAUGAAUGUUGGAAUUAUGUGGUAUAUUUUUUCGUUGAGUGUAACUAAAAGGACUGUUGUAUUGGUUUGUUACGGUUCGAAGUUGGAACAUGCGAAUAGGAUAUAUCAAUACAGUUCCUAAUAAUAACUUUCGUUUUUCUCGUCACUAGGUAUUGCGUUGACAUUUGAGAAAAACUCAAGGACCUGUCGAUUUUUCAUUCAAGAACGAUAAUCUUUCUCAAUAGUUUUCGUUAUUUUUACCAGUAUUUUUAACUCCAUUCUCAAGCUAGAGUGAUAGCUAUCCCAAAAUUCUCAGAUGCCACUGGUAUGCGACUAAAAUGGUUUUUGAAAGCUAUUGGUUUUUUUAACUUGUCGUAUAUUCUGGAAUUUCAGACAAAAAUUCCGUAAAAGAACUCGAGUUACUCAAGCACUCACUAGUUAGUUGAUAUAAUUUCAGAACUGAUAACCACUUGCACCAACAUAGUUGUCUUCGAAACGCUCUUACACA
Molecule: messenger RNA, 1659 nt
Organism: Leptinotarsa decemlineata (Colorado potato beetle)
Lineage: Eukaryota; Metazoa; Arthropoda; Insecta; Coleoptera; Chrysomelidae
Gene: Osi24
Product: Protein Osi24
Cellular component (GO): membrane
Source: RefSeq, a predicted model, not a curated record